GCAAAAAACAUGGUGGGCUCUAUAGAGCUGCUUGGCUAUGCUGAUAAAUGGGAUAUACUACUGAUGAUCCUUGGAAUAAUAUGUGCACUUGCCGCCGGCACUGGACUUCCCAUCAUGAUCAUAGUCUUUGGGGAGAUGACAGAUGCUUUCGUUCAGAGUAGUGUGAACCAAAACAGUACAGCAUUAAAUAUUACUCCCCCUCUACCUGGAGAAUGUAAUCAAAAGAUCAUUGGUACUAUUGACAUAGAAGCAGAAAUGACAAGAUAUUCAUAUUAUUAUGUUGCCAUUGGCUGUGCUACGUUGGUUCUUAGCUUUUUUCAAGUUUGGACAUUUGUGAUAUCUGCUGCAAGACAGGCUCAUAGAAUACGACAGAAGUUCUUUAAAGCUGUGCUUCAUCAAGAAAUGACUUGGUUUGAUACCACCCAGAUUGGGACACUCAACACCAGACUGACUGAUGAUAUUAACACUAUACAUGAUGGACUUGGAGACAAAAUCUCUAUAUUUGUUCAAUACUUUUCAACUUUUUUGACUGGAAUCAUCAUUGGAUUUAUAAAUGGCUGGAAACUGACACUGGUAAUCCUGUCAGUAAGCCCUCUGCUCGGUGUAUCUGCAGCAUUGUGGUCCAAACUACUGGCUAUCUUCACGACAAAAGAACUGACCUCUUACGCUAAAGCUGGAGCCGUGGCAGAGGAGGUCCUUACUGCAAUACGGACAGUUGUUGCUUUUAAUGGGCAAGAAAAGGCUCUGGCAAAGUACAAUGUCAACUUGCGUGAAGCAAAAAAAGUGGGCAUUAAAAAGUCUAUUACAACAAAUGUAUCUUUGGGGCUUACACAGUUCCUCAUUUUCGGAGCUUAUGCCCUAGCUUUCUGGUAUGGGACCAAAUUAACAACAGAUGAACCGGGCAUAUACACCAUUGGGAAAGUGUUAAUUGUGUUUUUCUCUGUGCUUAUUGGGACUUUUUCCCUUGGUCAAGCUGCACCAAACCUAGAGAGCAUAGCUAAUGCACGUGGGGCUGCCUUUGAAGUGUAUCAUAUCAUCAAUAAGCCCAGACCAAUAGACAGCAGUUCAAACAUUGGGCACAAACCAGAUAAACUGAUAGGGAAUAUUGAUUUCAAAAACAUUCAUUUUUCCUACCCAACCAGACCAGAUACACAAAUUUUAAAGGGAUUGAACAUUAAAGUACAAGCUGGAAAGACUGUUGCACUAGUUGGAGCCAGUGGCUGUGGAAAAAGCACCACAAUUCAGCUUCUUCAGAGAUUCUAUGACCCUCUUGUAGGGGAGGUGACUGUUGAUGGGCAUGACAUACGUACCCUCAACGUGAAGUGGCUGCGUGAAAGCAUUGGAGUUGUUAGUCAAGAGCCUGUUUUGUUUGGAACAACAAUCAAAGAAAACAUCCGCUAUGGAAGAGAGGACGUUACUGAUGCUGAGAUCAUACAAGCUACUAAAGAAGCCAAUGCCUAUGAUUUUAUAUCUAAACUCCCAGAUGGUUUAGACACCAUGGUCGGUGAGAGAGGAGCUCAACUGAGUGGAGGACAGAAGCAGAGAAUAGCUAUUGCCCGAGCUCUUGCACGUAACCCGAAAAUUCUCCUGCUUGAUGAAGCCACAUCAGCUCUGGACACACAAAGCGAAAGCAUUGUACAGAAUGCUCUAGACAAGGCUAGAGCUGGCCGUACCACAAUUGUGAUAGCACACCGCCUGUCUACCAUCCGUACAGCUGACGUCAUUGCAGGCUUUCACAAUGGUGUUGUGGUGGAACAAGGGACACAUGAUGAUCUCAUGAAACACAAAGGAGUUUACUAUUCUCUUGUAAUGUUGCAGAGUUAUGACAAAAAGGAAGAAGCUGAGAUCAAUGAUGACACAGAAGAAGAUGAUGUGGAGGAUGAAGGAGAGAUGUUUGAAUAUGAAGAUAUAAAAGGGGACGAUGGAGAUGUUGCUCCUGAUUUUCAAAACCACGGCAAUCUGGAGAUCAUAGGCAGAGAUAACUUACAUAGACGUUCCAGUAGCAGAAAAUUACGAAGAUCUACAAAAAGAAAAUCCAAGGCAAAAAAAAAUGAAACCAAAGAAGAGGCUGUUCAGGAGGAUCUUCCCGGUUUCUCUUUAGGCAAAAUACUUGCACUGAACAAACCUGAAGCUGGCUACAUUAUCAUUGGCGUUAUUGCAGCAGCUGUUUCUGGUGGUAUAUACCCGACUUUUGCUGUUAUUUUUGGAAAAGUUAUAGGGUCAUUUAGUAUUACUGAUGAGAAUGAAAGAAGUGCAAGAACAAUUUUACUCUCUCUAAUGUUCCUUGCUCUGGGGGUGAUCAGUCUAAUUGUUUAUAUCAUCAUGGGUUUCUCUUUUGGAAUAUCUGGAGAAAAUUUAACCAUGAGAUUAAGGUCACUCUCUUUUAAGGCUCUACUCCGACAGGAAAUCGGGUUCUUUGAUAAUCAUGCUAAUGCAGUUGGAGUUUUGCUAACCAGACUUGCAACAGAUGCUUCUCAAGUGAAAGGGACUACCGGCAGUCGUUUGGCUUUGCUUACCAUUACGGUGUGCACUCUUCUUACGGCAAUCAUAAUUGCAUUUGUUCAUGGCUGGCAGCUAACGCUGCUUAUUUUGGCCUGUAUACCGUUCUUGAUUGGUGCAAAUUUUAUUAGGAUGAAAUCAAUGACUGGCCAUGCAUCAAAGGAUCAAAAAGCUUUAGAGGAAGCUGGAAGGAUCUCAACAGAAUGUGUUGAAAACAUAAGAACUGUGGUAUCUCUGACAAGAGAAGACGCAUUUUAUGAACGAUACAAUGCAAGCUUAACUGGCCCCUACAAGGAUACUUUGAGUAAAGCUCCCCUGUAUGGCUUUACUUAUGCUAUUUCCCAGUCGAUAAACUUCUUUGUCAAUGCAGCUGUAUUCCGAUUUGGAGCCUGGCUGAUUGCACACUGCUACACACAAUUUGAGAAUGUCUUCAUAGUAUUCUCCACGAUUAUUUUUGCUGCCAUGAAUGUUGGACAGUCUUCAUCUCUAGCACCUGAUAUGGGAAAAGCCCAAGUAUCAGCCCAGAGAAUAAUGAAGCUUCUGGAGAGGAAACCAGCAAUUGACAGUUACAGUGAAGAUGGUGAAAAAUUGAGUGCGUUUGAAGGAAACCUUGAAUUCAAAGAUGUCACGUUUGUGUAUCCAACGAGAGCAAAAGUCCAGGUUCUUCAGGGAUUGAAUGUAAAAGUUUUCAAAGGACAAACGUUAGCUUUGGUGGGCAGCAGCGGGUGUGGAAAGAGUACUUCUGUUCAGCUGCUGGAGAGAUUCUACGAUCCUGUUGAUGGAAAUGUGCUUGCAGAUGGAAUAGACACAAAAACACUGAAUUUGAAGUGGCUGAGAUCCCAAAUGGGAAUUGUGUCUCAGGAGCCCAUGUUGUUUGACUGCAGUAUAGCUGAAAAUAUUCAAUAUGGUGUUUUGGACAGACAAGCCACGCAUGAAGAAAUUGUAGAAGCUGCAAAGGCUGCAAAUAUCCACACUUUCAUUGAAAAUCUUCCAGAUAAAUACAACACACGUGUGGGUGAUAAAGGUGCUCAACUCUCAGGAGGACAGAAGCAGAGAAUUGCUAUUGCCCGAGCCUUAAUACGGAAACCCAAAGUGCUGCUGCUGGAUGAGGCAACAUCGGCUCUUGACACAGAGAGUGAAAAGGUUGUGCAGAAGGCUCUAGAUGAUGCCAGACAAGGCAGGACAUGUGUGGUGAUUGCACACCGACUUACGACAGUACAGAACGCUGACAUCAUCGCAGUCAUUCAGAACGGGAGGGUCAUUGAGCAAGGGACUCACACCCAGCUGCUGGCAAAGCAAGGAGCAUAUUAUGCGCUUGUAAAUUCCCAAGUAACUAACUGAUGAAAAGAUAUAUUUUCAUUGCUAGAUUUAUACUAGCUGGCAAACUGUGC
Molecule: messenger RNA, 3890 nt
Organism: Nanorana parkeri
Lineage: Eukaryota; Metazoa; Chordata; Amphibia; Anura; Dicroglossidae
Product: multidrug resistance protein 1B-like
Exons: 26
Coding region: 10-3840 (1276 amino acids)
Biological process (GO): transmembrane transport
Cellular component (GO): membrane
Molecular function (GO): ABC-type transporter activity; ATP binding; ATP hydrolysis activity
Source: RefSeq, a predicted model, not a curated record